Molecule: messenger RNA, 2762 nt
Organism: Colossoma macropomum (tambaqui)
Lineage: Eukaryota; Metazoa; Chordata; Actinopteri; Characiformes; Serrasalmidae
Product: polymeric immunoglobulin receptor-like
Exons: 13
Coding region: 1-1581 (526 amino acids)
Biological process (GO): negative regulation of T cell proliferation; cellular response to lipopolysaccharide; positive regulation of T cell proliferation
Cellular component (GO): external side of plasma membrane
Source: RefSeq, a predicted model, not a curated record
AUGGCAAAAAACCUUGAAUCUUGGUUUGGGAUUGGCUGCUCACUGUCAGAGACUCAGGAGAAACUGAUUAUCAGAUAUCCAGGACAGUCUGUUCUCCUGCCCUGCUCCUGCACUGACCAACACACCAAACCUGUAAGUGUGAAAUGGGAGCAUGUGGACUCAGGAGGGACUGAGGUAUCCAAUGAGACGGAGCUCUACACAGGCAGAGUCCAAAUGUUUAAUAAGAACCUUCCAGCAAAUCUCUCUCUACUGAUCUCCAACCUGACUGAACAAGACCAGGGAACAUACAGAUGUUCAAUCAACAACAAACAGUUCAUCAACAUCAGCCUCAGCAUUAAAGGCUGCACACUGUCAGAGACUCAGGAGAAACUGAUUAUCAGAUCUCCAGGAGAGUCUGUUCUCCUGUCCUGCUCCUGCACUGAUCAACACACCAAACCUGUAAGUGUGAAAUGGGAGCAUGUAGACUCAGGAGGGACUGAGGUAUUAAAUAAGAUGAAGCUCUACAGAGGCAGAGUCCACAUGUUUAAUAAGAACCUUCCAGCAAAUCUCUCUCUACUGAUCUCCAACCUGACUGAACAAGACCAGGGAAUAUACAGAUGUUCAAUCAACAACAAUCAGUCCAUCAACAUCAGACUCAGCAUUAAAGGCUGCACACUGUCAGAGACUCAGGAGAAACUGAUUAUCAGAUCUCCAGGAGAGUCUGUUCUCCUGUCCUGCUCCUGCACUGACCAACACUCCAAACCUGUAAGUGUGAAAUGGGAGCAUGUAGACUCAGGAGGGACUGAGGUAUCCAAUGAGACGCCACGAUACACAGGCAGAGUCCACAUGUUUAAUAAGAACCUUCUAGCAAAUCUCUCUCUACUGAUCUCCAACCUGACUGAACAAGACCAGGGAACAUACAGAUGUUCAAUCAACAGCAAACAGUCCAUCAACAUCAGUCUCAACAUUACAGAUGCCUCCAGGGACACCAGAGAACCAGUAGACCAGAUGCUAAUCAUCAUCGUCUGUGCGCUCUUACUGAUCCUGCUCUUACUGCUGGGAGGAGCUGCUUACACCUACUGGAAAUAUGGAAAAGGAAGAAAAAAGAGUAACGAAAAAGAAACAGGACAGAGAAGAAAUGAGGAUGACAUAACAUACUCAACUGUAAUCCACGGUGGAAACAGCAAACCACCACAAGACCAGGACAAUGUAACAUACUCAUCUGUAGCACAUGGAAAGAAGGACAAAGCCGCCAAAACUGAGGACGUGACCUACUCCUCCUUAGUUCAUGGUAAAAAAGGAAAAGCAACACAAAAACAGGCUGAGGAGGACGUGACAUAUUCAGAUGUAGCUUUUCGUAAGAAUAAAUCAGCAGAACAAAAGGAUGACGUGACCUACUCCUCCUUAGUUCAUGGCAAAAAAGGAAAAAAAACAAAAAAACAGGCUGAGGAGGAUGUGACAUAUUCGGAUGUAGCUUUUUGUAAAGCAGCCAAAUCAUCAGGACAGGAGGACAAAGUGACCAUCUCAUCUGUAGCUGUCAAGGCUCAAAAGGACGCUGAAGAGCCCACUGUUUAUGCCAGUGUGAAGCCUGGCAAAAAAUAAUAAUAGUUACAAAAACAUGUUUUCCCUUAUAUAUGUCUACACAGUGGCGUAGCGUCUGGGUAUGCAGGACAUGCACUUGCAUACAGGCCUGUGAACCACUUCUGUGUUUUAUGUUAUUGGUGCAUAAUCGCCUCUGCAGCCAAAGCCUCAUUUUCUUAAGGUUAUAUGCACACUGGCAAGUCUGUGUGCAGUUCUGCUCUGUUUCUGUGAAACCCACAGUGUGGGUCUGAAACUUGCUGCAACUGCAUUAAUUUCAACCCAGAAUGAAACCACAACUACUACAACUUUUUGACAUGUGGCUUGGAAAUAGACUAAGAAAGGGGUGAGAGACAGAGAAGGUUACCAGUCUAUUACAUCAUGUAACUUUACUAAACCAGUCGAGUUGUAACUUCGUUCACCUCAUACAUCAAGACUGAAAAGACUGACUGUUUGUCAACAGUUAGUUGAUACGAAACAUGAUUAAUUGCAGAAAUGAUGUGAAAGUUUUAUUCCAUUAAAUCUACAAGAACAGGGUAAGCUAGAGCUUAGUGUUUAUCUGCACUCUUCCGCAAUGCUUCUGCAUGGCGGAGCUUUUCGUCCAUUGUAGCCCUAAAAUCACUGCUAAGCAGCCAUUGCUGGCCAAUACUUUGGUCAAUAUUUUAGGUCGCAGCACGCCAGUGUUUUCGAGAUCUGGUCAUAAGAGGAGACUUUAAAAAUACCCAACAUCCUAUAAAAGAGUAGUGUGUUUUGUUUUCUACCCAUUUCCAAAGCAGAAAAUAAAAGAGGAGGUCAGCUUUGUAUUUCUCUGCCUGCCAGCCUCAGCUGAACUUAUGUAGCUUCGGUAAAGUUUGCUCCAUCUUUUAAUGGAGUUUCGGCUAUUUAUACUGUAUUUCAGUUUGCCGCUAUUGUGGUUUUCUUAAUAGCGUCUUGCAUUCAAUACGAAUACAAAGACACCAAUUUAUUCUACCAUUAUAUCAUAAUAAUCUUGCCUCAUAUCAGGUCUUGCUGCGUACAGGCUAGAAGGUUACAACACACAACUGAAAGCAAGGAAUAAAGGAGCGAGUUUGUUUCUUUUCUGCACUCUCUGCCUCUGUAGAGGUGCUGUAAACAGACAAUAACACCACCACCAUACAUUUGAGUACCAGAGGCUAUCAAACUGGUGACUGAGUGGAAAGAAAAAAGGUGACACUUAACACAAAACA